UUUUCCAUCACUAAAGCCACUUGAGGAUUGUAAAUGAGAAACAUGCGUGUGGAAGACGGGCGGAUAGUUAGUCUUGGUUUUGAACCCAUUUCUAAAACCAAGCCUCCAACGCAACGAACGGCCACCAUGCUCCAUGCGUCCGCUGUGGUCGUGUGGGAAUGGCUCAACGAACACGGGCGGUGGCGGCCCUACAGCCCGACCGUCUCCCACCACAUCGAGGCGGUGAUACGAAGCGAUCCCCGUGGUGGGAGCGUCGUGCUAGGCCAAGUCGACAACCGCCUCUCGCCCUACAUCCUAGACCUGCAGUCGAUGCACCAGUUCAGGCAGGACACAGGUAUGAUCCGGCCGGUGCGCCGUAGCUUCUACGAUCCCACGUCGGCGCCGGGCCAGGGUUGGCUGUGGGAGUGGGAGAACGACACGGGCUCCUGGACCCAGUACGACACGGAGGUCGGCAUCGCCAUCCAGACGGCCCGGGACCGCCAGCAGCCCUGGCUGGACCUGGCGCCGCUGGGCUUCUGCUACCUGGUGGACCUGCAGGGCAUGACCCAGGUCAACAGGCAGACCCAGAGACAACGCAGGAUACAGCGGAGGUCCGACGUGGCCUACCCACUAGUGUCAGGACCGGUACCCAGGAACGGAGGUGGAGGAUCGGGUCCGACUGGAGCGUUACUGGGUGUUGGGGUGUCGGGCAUAAACGGACGCGCUGUGUACACAAGCGGCGGGCAGGCGACCAUGCAGUCCCUCGCCGGGCAGCCGUGCUCCUGCCAGCAGUGCAUGCUGGUCUUUAGUGUGAAGCAGAGCACAGUGAGGUCAUCGACGCACAAGUUGGGCCACCGGCCGAGUAAACCUCAGAGUAAACCACCCAGCCCCAAAUCUGCCACCCUGGGACGGGGCCAACUCAGGAGCUCCCCCGCUAGAUCUGCGUACUCCAAAACCUUACCUCACGGACUCUCCAUAUCCCGGAACCAGUCCUCACCGCGACGGAAUGCUGCCCUCUUCGCCCGCUCCCUCUCUCUCCUCAGCGCCCAAACGGGCACCCUCUCCAUCUCCAACCGACCCCCUCCUCCCUCCCUCCCGCCCCCUCAGCCGCCCUCCUCCAAUCAGGGCCGCCGUCCGUCCGUGCCGCCCCCUCUCCCUCCUCCCCCGGCGACCGCCGUGACGUCACCGCCCUCUCCCGUGCCGUCCCCGUCGCCGCGGCCCAUGGCUCCCCAGCGCUCGGCGGCGUGCUCUGCCCCCCUGCCCCAGCGGUCCAGUCUGGCUGGGCUCAGCCGGCCCGCCCUGCAACGCAUAGCCAUGGCCCAGUCACAAGCCCUCAUUGCCUCUGGCGUGCCCACUGUCCCAGUGAAGAACCUCAGUGGGAACAGCCCGGUCCACCCAGCUCUGGCCGGUAUCACGGGGAUCCUGAUGAGCGCUGCGGGGUUCCCUGUGUGUCUCACCCGCCCACCCAAACUGGUGCUGCACCCCCCGCCCGUCAGCAAGAGGGACAUCAAGCCCGUCCCCGGCCUGGGCCACUGUUGCCGCAAGACCACCAAGAAACAGGCCCGCAAAGGUAAGACAACAGAGGAGGUGGUGAAGCAGUAUCUUCAGAAAGUCAGGAUAGCACCAGAGGAGAACUGUACCAUCUGUAUGGAGGCCCUCGGGGGGGCGUCAGGCUACAAAGGUGGUGACUUCAUAGGUCGCCUGGCCCAGUGUGGGCACCAGUACCACCUCCAGUGCCUGGUGGCCAUGUACAACAACGGCAACAAAGAUGGCAGCCUGCAGUGUCCUACCUGCAAAACCAUCUAUGGCGUGAAGACGGGCAACCAGCCGCCCGGGAAGAUGGAGUACCACGUCAUCCCCCACUCGCUGCCUGGCCACCACGACUGCAAGACCAUCCGCAUCAUCUACAACGUCUUGCCUGGCAUCCAGGGCCCAGAGCACACCAACACAGGCAAGCCCUUUACAGCCAGAGGGUUCCCGCGUCACUGCUACCUCCCAGACAGCGAGAAGGGACGCAAGGUACUCAGACUCCUGCUGACCGCGUGGGACCGGCGCCUGGUCUUCUCGGUGGGCACGUCCAGCACCACAGGCGAGUUGGACACGGUCAUCUGGAACGAGGUGCACCACAAGACGGAAUUUGGCUCCAACCUCACGGGCCACGGCUACCCCGACCCUAGCCAUCUAGACAACGUCCUGGAUGAACUGAAAGCACAGGGCAUCACCGAGGAAGAGGAGCAAUGAUAGGAGGAAGAGGAGGAGACAGGACGAUUAAUUAAUUCAGACUCUACCAGCACUUAAAUAGGGUGGCGGUUUGGUGUAGAGGGGAAAGGUCCAAUUACACUUUGGAAGAUUCUCUGAAGAUGCUGAUUGAUUGGAGGGUCCUAGAGGUUUGGGAAAUCACACAAGCACACAGCGGAGUGUUAGGGUGUUUGUUUGAGUGAUGGCACAGGAGCGAGGGAACGAGAGAGAGAAAUAGGCUCAGGCUUUGUUUAGAUUUGACUGUGGUCAAAAUGAUGACUACACAGGUAUAGUUAGAUACUAGCUAAAUAAAUUACAAAGAGUUGAGAGGUGGUACCAAGUUAUCUACUAACUAAUUUACACUACUAAAAGAGAGCGAGGGAGAGAGAGAGAGAGGGGGAGAGAGAGAAAAGGAUAGAAGAGAUCAAGAGACUGAGGGAGAGAAAGGACAAAGAUUGAGAGAUGUGAAAGGGAGGGGAAGGGUAUUAAGAAAGGAGGAAGAGAAUAGAGCGAGCAAACGAGAGAGAAGAUGGCAAGAGAAUGUAGCUAGUAUUAAAUAGGAGUAGGGUAAAUUAACUUAGAAAUGGUACUACUUUAGCAGAGACACAGGAAGAGAGAGAGAAAGAAAAGAGGGGGAGAGAGACAGACAGACAGACAGACAGACAGACAGACAGACAGACAGACAGACAGACAGACAGACAGACAGACAGACGUGCCUAUAGUAACCACCUGCUUGAGUUUGAUUAUCAAGUGGCUUGUGCCCAUUGACUGUUUAUGUGUAGUCAGACGCCACCUAGUGGCCACUCUACUGAAAAUACAUUCAAAAGACUGAAUGUUUUUUUAUUUUACUAGGCAAGUCAGUUAAGAACAAAUUCUUAUUUUCAAUGACAGCCUAGGAACAGUGGGUUAAAUGCCUGUUCAGGGGCAGAAUGACAGAUUUGUACCUUGUCAGCUCGGGGAUUUGAACAUGCAACCUUUCAGUUACUAGGCCAACGCUCUAACCACUAAGCUACGCUGCAACACGACAUGAUGAGCAAAACAAACAAAUCACACAUUUGUUUUUAUAAUGAUACUCCGCUUAUAUUUGUAUAAUGAAUGCAUUGUCGUUAUUGUCUUCAUGUAACAUCAUUCCAUGUGUCAUACCUCUUUACAUAUAUUUCAAAAUGGUAUUUUAUACUCUGAAUGAUUUGAAGUCGUGGAUGUUGUAUGCUAUGAUACGAUACGAUGACAGUUAGCCCAGAAGAUAUAUAUGGUAAUACCCAUAAAACAACCAUGAUGGGUCCUGGGAAUGACUUUCUUCCCUUCCCUUCCAAUUCAGAUAGUUGUUGAUUCUGAACCGAUGUCUUGCUGUUUGUACUGUAUGUACCUGUUGUAUGCAUGGAAAGGGGGACAUGUCAAUAAAUCGAGUGCUGCUUACUUUUAUAAAGGA
Oncorhynchus gorbuscha (pink salmon) is the source of this 3646-nucleotide messenger RNA. RefSeq names its product E3 ubiquitin-protein ligase DTX4-like. Lineage: Eukaryota; Metazoa; Chordata; Actinopteri; Salmoniformes; Salmonidae. Gene Ontology annotation, biological process: Notch signaling pathway; protein ubiquitination. The coding region runs from base 34 to 2220 and encodes 728 amino acids. The transcript has 8 exons. Gene Ontology annotation, molecular function: ubiquitin protein ligase activity; zinc ion binding. Gene Ontology annotation, cellular component: nucleoplasm. The record is from RefSeq and is a predicted model, not a curated record.